Dimorphilus gyrociliatus is the source of this 732-nucleotide messenger RNA. NCBI's taxonomy places the organism in Eukaryota, Metazoa, Annelida, Polychaeta, Dinophilidae. The record is from the annotation of a GenBank genome assembly.
AAAAUAUGCUCAUUUUUUGGGUUUAAUUACGGAAUGAUAAUAAGGAAAGGAGGUCGUGAAGACGCUGUAACAACUGAAAAAGACACCAAGAAAAGUAAAACAUUAGAAACUAUGCUAUGCCCGGAAACUGCAAAGAAUUUCCGACAAUGUACAGUUAAAACUGCAAAACGGAAUUUGUUAGAUAGAUUUCCGUUCUUAAUCAGCUGUUCACUGUCUCCGAGUGUAAAUUGUACUGGAGAUAAUGCAGUGAUUAUCUACCAUACUUGCUAUAUUCUAUUAUCCGAAAGGUAUUUAAUUUCUCCCUCUGAAGCUGGUGAAAAAUGUGUCAACAAUGAAAUGACAAUGGCAGAUUUUCCGUCUCUUCAUCAGUCGUUUAUAAUCCUAUUCUUAGAUAGUAUUUUCAAAAUAAGAUUAGAGAAGAAGAGACAUACAAAUUCACGUGCAAUAGCCUAUCAACAUUUUAGAAUAAGAAAGAAUGUAAAGAAUGUAACUGUUUUAACAACAUCCAGUGAUAUUAGUUUGGAUUUACCCAAGUUUUUAUUUGGAGUGCCUCAGAAGUACGGAGCUAAAAAGAGAUUCCUUGGUAGAAUUCACCAAACUGAACAGUGUUCAUCAAGCCUAUGCUAUACCGUUCACUCAUCCAAUGGUUUAGAGAAGAAAGUCUAUAUAAAAGGUAUAAACUGCGCAAGUAGAAAAACAAAUAGAAUUGUUUGUCAAAGAAAACGGGGUUGA